AUGGCCGUAAAAGCCCUCAUCUCCACUCUCGAGGAUGAAAUCCUUGAUCCCGAAGAAGAAACAUUCUUCCUCUUCUCCCACGACAUGCCCUCCUCGAACCUGGGCUUCAUCGACCCCAAAGCGACGACCCUCUCCCUCACCCUCGCAGACCGGGACUUCACGAUCCACCAGUCGCCCACGGUCCUGUCAUCGACACGCGCGGGCGGCACGACCGGCGCCGUCCUCUGGAAGAUAACACCCCUCUUCGCCACAUACCUCUCCUCCCCAACAUCCCCCUUCACCCAAAUCUUCACCCCGUCCUCCACCAUUCUAGAACUAGGCUGCGGCAUAUCGCCCUUGACAGCCCUCCUCCUCGCCCCGCGCGUGUCCCGCUACAUCCUGACGGACCAGCCCUACGUCUCGCGCAUGAUCCACCAGAACCUCGAAGCAAACCCCCUGCCGUCAUCAUCAUCCUCGUCAAAACAAUCCUCCUCCUCACGCCGGCGAAAAGGCGGAGGAGGAACCACCGGCAGUAGUAGCAAUGCAGCAGGCAGUGGCAGUGGCAGUGGCGGCACGAUCGAGUUCCGCUCCCUGGACUGGGAACUCGACACCCCGACCCCGGACCUCACGGGCUCCCCCUCGGCCCGCAGCUUCGACGCCGUCGUCUGCUGCGACUGCAUCUACAACGAGGCCCUGGUCGACCCCCUCGUCUCCACGACGGCCGACCUCGCUCGUCUCCGCCUCCGCGCCGCCCAGGAGGACCUAGAGGAGGCGGGUGCGGAGCCGGAGCGGUCCGAGCCGUGCCUCUGCAUCGUCGCCCAGCAGCUGCGCAGCCCCGACGUCUUUGAGGAGUGGGCCAAGGCGUUCCACGAGCGGUUCCGCGUCUGGCGCGUCCCCGACGACUUGCUGCCGGAGGGGCUCAGGAUCGAGUCCGGGUUUGUGGUGCACGUGGGGAUCUUGAGGGAGGCUGGGUACGAGAUCUAG
Messenger RNA from Colletotrichum karsti, 963 nucleotides. RefSeq lists its product as uncharacterized. The record is from RefSeq and is a predicted model, not a curated record. The transcript is spliced from 3 exons. Bases 1 to 963 code for a protein of 320 amino acids. Lineage: Eukaryota; Fungi; Ascomycota; Sordariomycetes; Glomerellales; Glomerellaceae.